Molecule: messenger RNA, 633 nt
Organism: Rotaria sp. Silwood2
Lineage: Eukaryota; Metazoa; Rotifera; Eurotatoria; Philodinida; Philodinidae
Source: the annotation of a GenBank genome assembly
AUGGAAUCAAGAUCCAGUCAUAGUAAAUGGUGGCCAGAAAGUGAACAAUUGUUACAGAUUAAGCCAAAUACAUGUGCCUCAACAGAUCCAACAUCAAUGACGAUGGGUGUCACUCCGCUCAUCCUGUCCAGAUCGAUCGCAUUGCGAACAUUGUGCCGAUUACAAAUGCUCUACGUUAAUUGGGGCCUAUGGCGGACAUUUGUUGGUCGAAUGUGGACAGAAUAUACCCUCUACUAUCUUACUGCUCGUUGUACCCACACAUUUGAUACAUAUCACUUUCAUUAUACAACAUCCUCUCUCAAUUCGUUAGGCUCAGUGAAUUUAGGUGGACUCAGUGUAUGGUCCUACGAUGAUUGGACAUCGUUAAAACGUCGUCAACUUUUUGAAUUAGUUAACGCUGGAUUGAAAUGGCGUCGCAAAGAAAUCAAUGAGGUUGAUGGACAGCUGAUUGUUGAUAAUUCAACUACGACACAUGGACUAUUCAGUGUUCUUCAAGGUCGUCAGAAUAUCAAUCCAAAUCUAUUCCAUCAACUGCUCUAUCCACUCUUCAUUGAAUAUUUGAAGCAACAGCAUGAUACACAGCAAAUAGUAACGAUAAUCAAUCGCAUGUCCGAACAAUUGAUCCAACGUUGA